AUGUCCCUUGUCCUGUCCUUUCGUUCAGGCGAGAAACCAUUCGUUUGUGAGUUUGAAGGUUGUGAUCGACGAUUUGCCAACAGUUCGGAUCGUAAAAAACACAUGCACGUGCACAUGAACGACAAACCGUACAAUUGUCGUUUUAAAGGCUGUGAUAAGAGCUACACACAUCCGAGUUCACUUCGCAAACAUCUUCGAGUUCACUAUCUUUCACCAAACGGUUCACAAACAGACAUAGAACCUCCAUCCCCGGAAAGUGAACAGAUGACCAGUAUGGACGCGUCCGGUUCUUGUCUGCUAUCCGGCUCAUUCGAUCACGAUCGUCUUGGUCGUUUGGGCAUGAUACCAAACACAGAGGACGGCGGGAAACAUGGCAUUCCGGACGGGAAUACGCCGACCAAGUCCACCACCUAUCUGUGCCGAACUGUCGAGAUGGACUAUGCCGAACACGUGGAUGGAAAAGCACGUAAACGUUCCCGAGAUCAGAUCGGAUUCGAUCUAACCGAGGGAAGACCGGAUACUGGUCGCAGAUCACGCAAACGGCGUGGAUCUCCAAAACCCGAAUACUAUUUUGAUACUGAAAUACACUCCACCGGGGAUGAACUCAAAUGUUCCGGGCCAGUUAAAAUAGGCCUACUGUCAGACGGAUUGGGUACGAUUGGCACGCGUGGGUCUACAAACAGAGCACUAAUGGAUUUGGGCUGCACGACAACCACAAGCAGAGAACAAUCAGACACCUAUCGCCCGGCAUUCUCACUCCCCCUGUGUCUAGCUCAAGUUCAGUCCGUUUACUCCCACUCGGCAAUUCAAGCAGCGACCGCGACCGCGGUCACUGUACCCGCUCCUGCCACAUCUGAUCUCACUUCAGUCACAAAAUCUCGAACAGAAAUGAAUCGCCGUGAUCUGGAUCCCGCGCUGUAUGAUAAUCAGUACAAUUAUUUGAAUUCGAACUAUGCACAGGGAAACAAUGUGUACACUCAAUCUACAGAUGCUAACAAAAUGUCCAACGAGGCCGCGGAGACGCACUCGGAUUUGUCACUUGCAUUAGCCGUGCGGUGUGGUUCUACAAACACAAUGAACCCAAACUCCUCUUCCCUCUAUCAAACCCUACUACAAAAUGAUGCGGUUUUUCAGAAUAAUUCGAAUAAUUUAGAGGCGACAACUUUGACCGGAUCUAUUAAUUCCUCCUCCUGUGAAGUGUCCUCACAACUUGCAUCGAUAUUUCCCAAAUCCAGCGCGGACGGUCUGAGUGGCUCGCGUAAUUCGGAUGUGCUCGGUCCAUCGAUUAGUCAUCAUUCGUCCUCAACAGAUUCCGAUCUGGAUGCAAACAGCCUGGUGCUCAAACCUGGACCACCCAGUCCGACAUAUUCUGCCUCGACCGGGAUGACUCAGUCCACCAAACCACAGGCGUCUGCAUUCGAAGCAUCCCUUACACGAUUCUUGUGUUCGGUUGAUAACGAACAGUUUUCCGGAAAACAAUCACCAAACUCAUUUGAAACACCCGGAGAGAAUGGAGGUAAUGGAACCAAUAUGGUCACUACGGCUGCUGCCGCACUGGCCGCUAGUCGAUGGUUUCCACACGCAGCCGCCGCGGCCGUGGCUGUGAAUUAUCUGGACUGGGGUGUCAAUUCCACUCCGGUGAACGAGAUUUCACGAACUGGCAGUGUGAAUCAUUCAAAUAGGGAUAUGGUAAAUCUGAUGAAAUCAGAGGACGCGGAAGAUAAUCAACCCGGUCUGGUCGAACCGGAUCGGUACGUGUCAGAUCACACGGGUACACUUCAUCCCAAUCCGGAUGGAAAUGGGAACUCGAUUGAAUCCGGUCAUCUGGGUCUAGGUUCCGGAUCCGCCACAUCCUCCUCCUCGUCCUCCUCAUUCUUCUAUCCGGUUCAACGUUGCGCAAACACAUCACAAUCUCCAUUGGCCAGUUCCCCGUCGCUAACCCCACUGAACAUUCCGCAUCCGUUGAAUGGCUGUGGUUCACUCCAAGUCACAUGA
This is a messenger RNA of Echinostoma caproni, 1995 nucleotides long. Lineage: Eukaryota; Metazoa; Platyhelminthes; Trematoda; Plagiorchiida; Echinostomatidae. The record is from the annotation of a GenBank genome assembly.